ACUCUCCUAUAAAUUUCUUAUAUUUCAACUAGUACUCUCUUCAUUCAUCUCGUGUAGUUUCUGCCGAACCCUCUAUGCACUUAAUUUACCAUAUCAGCAGAAUUGUAUUAAGUAGUUACUCCAAUAAUUCCCCCACGGCCGCCGUCACCUUGUCCCCCCUUAUAGAAACCAGGUAUAUCCAUGGCGCGAGGUAAGAAGAGCCACGGCGCCCGGAAGAACGUAACAAAAGGUGUUACCGGUAACAGUAACGAGCCUUACCUAGACCUGGCGCCAUUUAAGGAUUUCUGCGAGCAUAUAGACAGAAAGAAAAGACGCUUCGUCGGAUUGGAUGCCUUCGACAACGAUACCAGCUUCAUUCCUUUCGAGGUCAUACGUGACUACUGGACCAAAGCUCGAGUAAACACUGCCCUAAAGGCGUUCAGGGGCAACCUUACUUUCAAUAUCGAAAAUAUACGCAACCAUUAUAUCCGCAUCUUCUCGAUUCUCGUAUACUGCGACGCUGUUAGCCACUUACAAGAGUUUACCAGGCAUAACCUAAAUGAUGCCAAGUUACCAUUGAAGCAACACCCAAUGGAAUGGCCAACAGGUCCCAUUUAUGCUAGGUUAUUUGAGAAAGUCUCUAAACAUCAAUGGACCUUCUUCCCCUUUAUUUUUAGCGAUGCUCAAUUGGAUGAUAAUUGUCUCGACGAUAACACCGUGUUGCCUAUCGAAAAGGUGUCUCAAAUCUCCCAAGGAGACGCAGCGGUCGUCCAGAUGAUAAAGAUUGACGAUUCGUGCAAUUCACUUGCGCCAAGGGAUCAACACGGUCGGCCCAAUCAGGACAUAUUCGUACUGAAGACGUAUCAUAGUCAUAAGUUCGAGAAGCUGUAUAUCAACGAAGUCAAAGCGCUGCGAAUGCUUAAAACCUCACCCUCUUCGAACAUCAUUGCCUAUUAUGGAUCUUUCCAGCUAAAUGGCACAUACAACAUCAUACUCGAGCAUGCUGAUAGAGGAGACCUGGCGGCUCUGUUUAGGGAACGUGCCCCAACAGGUACCGAGAUUGAAGAGUUCUGGAAGAGCUUAAUACCACAAUGCCUUGAGGGACUGGGCCGCAUCCAUCACUUGAUGAUGAACGUUGACGAAGAUGGUGUCAAUGGGAUUCACGAAGAUAUCAAACCCGAUAAUAUCUUGCUCUUCAAGGGUCGCUCAGGGUCGCGCUAUGACUUCAUCCCCAAGAUUGCGGAUUUCGGACUAUUCACCCAUGUCAGAACUUCCAAGGCAAACAGCAGUGAGGCAAUGGGUCUGGAUAACCUUGGGAACCAACUAUACAGUUCACCUGAAUGCGGUCAUACGUCCUCCUAUCAGGAGAACGCUCCAAACAUGAUUAACACCAAAGCAGACAUAUUCUCCUUUGGUGCUGUCUUGAGUGAUGCUUGCGCAUGGGUCAAGGGGGGCCCCAGGGAGAAAGCCAAGUACAACGAGCAACGGAGAGACUAUCACCAGACCAUCAAAGCAUUCCGCGGAAGUGAUUAUGAGGCUUGUUUCCACGACGGUGUAGGCCGCUUGCCUGUAGUCGAUGAGAUGCAUGCAAGCAUUCGCGAUCAUUGUCAAUCCGUCGGAGAUAGUAUCACGCCCCGUGUCAUCGACAUGAUUGAGAAGCACAUGCUGCUACCUAACGCCAAUAACCGCUACAAUGCCAAGCAGCUGAAGACUCUGUUCAAUGAGAUUUUUGACAUCCCAAACGACCAAGGUCAACGCCCACCACUUGAUCCACCACCUCCAGAUAUAUUGCCGAUGGAGCACGAACGAGGUCUAUGUCUCACAGCACUAGGGGAGCACAUCGCAAAAUUACAAUCUACCUCUGGCCUGAGUGCAAGAAAAUCUCGAGACGCUAUCGAUAUAGAGAUCCACGAGCUUGUAGAUGACCUCAAGAGCAACGUGCCCGGCCGACACCACAUCCUCUUCUUCGACGACUCCACAACCAUGGAGAAGCACGCGCAGUCGGUCGAGAAGACAUCCCUCGCGCUUCUUUAUCUAGCCAGGGAAUUAGAAGGCCACGACGUAGAGUUUUCCUUCGCAUCCGACCCAAAGCGCCUCCAUCGCAGGCGGCGAAUCAAAAAGCUGGCCGACAUAGUGGCGCACCACAGCUACCGCCGCGAGCCCGGACUCAUCGAGCUCGGGUUCGGGCAGCUCGUCGACAGCGUGCUCAUCCCUUACUUGCCGAUCCGGAAGUUAGGCAUGAACUUCAACUUCUUCGCGAAGAAGCCGACGAGCAUAUACGUUUUUACGGACGGCGACUGGGGCGACGACCAAGAGGUCGCCUACCGCGUCGAACGGCCGAUAGGGCGGCUAAACAAGGUGCUCCAGGAGCGGAAAUUGGAUAAAAACCACAUCUCGUUCCACUUUGUGCGGUUUGGCGAUAGUGCGAAUGGGAAAGCGUAUCUCGAUCAUUUGGACAGUUUCGGUAGGGACGAUAAUUGGGAUAAUGUUGAUGUUAAGACUGUCUUUAGUCCUGUUAAGGAUAUUGUCAUUGGUCCGCUUGUCCAAUGAUAAGUCCAACGAUACCCGGAAAAGGGGGUGUGGGUAGAAGGUAUGGCACCACCUGUUGUGACCUCGAAACCACAUGUUUUAAUAUUCUGUAUAAUAAGAUCUGGUCGUGGUAUUACUGGCGGCAUAUGAUUUACGCGACUUUCUCACACUGGUUGUUUUCUACUUAACCUGGCUGAUGAGUCGCAGCUGUAUGAAUAUUGAUGUAAAAGAUAGGGGUGAUAACUGGGUUACCCAUUUGGCCUGGGUAUUAUGUAUACGCUACCUCUUAAGUAUAUAGCUUCAUUCAUGACAUUGUAUUAUAUCUCAC
Molecule: messenger RNA, 2836 nt
Organism: Daldinia decipiens
Lineage: Eukaryota; Fungi; Ascomycota; Sordariomycetes; Xylariales; Hypoxylaceae
Product: kinase-like domain-containing protein
Exons: 5
Coding region: 181-2529 (782 amino acids)
Biological process (GO): peptidyl-serine phosphorylation; peptidyl-threonine phosphorylation
Molecular function (GO): ATP binding; protein serine/threonine kinase activity
Source: RefSeq, a predicted model, not a curated record